AACCAUUGGGCACCAACCCUCCUACCCCCAUUACUCCUUUAUAUACAUAAUUCAUUUCCCUCCUUCACUCUCAUCUUAUCUCAACAUAAUCAAAACUAUGGCUAAUCUUGUUAGUAUCUCAAUCUUUACUACUCUUCUUGCAGUAUUACUUGCUUCAUUCACCAAAUCUUUCUAUUCCCUCCCUUUGCUUCCUCUUCUUCUUUACUUCUUUCACUCCAUUUUCAAAUCUUCCAUUAAACUCCCCCCUUCUCCCUUCUCCAUUCCAAUCUUUGGCAACUGGCUCCAGGUCGGCAAUGACCUCAACCAUCGCUUUCUUGCUUCCCUCGCGCAAACCUAUGGCUCCGUAUUCCUCCUCAAACUUGGUUCCAAAAAUUUGGUCGUGGUUUCAGACGCUGAGCUUGCUACCCAAGUUCUACACACACAAGGUGUGGAAUUCGGAUCGCGCCCUCGAAACGUUGUUUUCGAUAUUUUUACAGGCAAUGGACAAGACAUGGUGUUCACAGUUUACGGAGAGCAUUGGCGCAAAAUGCGCAGGAUCAUGACACUGCCAUUUUUCACUAACAAAGUGGUGCACCAUUACAGUAAUAUGUGGGAACAAGAGAUGGACCUUGUUGUGGAUGACUUGAAAAGAGAUGAGAAAGUGAGAAGCAAAGGAAUUCUUGUGAGGAGGCGUUUGCAACUCAUGCUAUACAAUAUCAUGUAUAGGAUGAUGUUUGAUGCAAAGUUUGAGUCACAAGAAGACCCUUUGUUCAUUGAAGCAACCAAGUUCAAUUCUGAGAGAAGCCGUUUGGCUCAAAGUUUUGAGUAUAACUAUGGAGAUUUCAUUCCUUUGCUUAGACCCUUCUUAAGAGGGUAUUUGAACAAGUGCAGGGACUUGCAGCAAAGGAGAUUGGCUUUCUUUAACAACUACUAUGUUCAGAAAAGAAGGGAAGUGAUGGCGGCCAAUGGAGAAAAACACAAGAUAACAUGUGCUAUUGAUCACAUAAUUGAUGCUGAGAAGAAGGGAGAGAUAAGUGAAGAGAAUGUACUUUACAUUGUUGAGAACAUUAAUGUUGCAGCGAUAGAGACGACUCUAUGGUCCAUGGAGUGGGCAAUAGCUGAGCUUGUCAACCAUCCUGAAGUUCAACACAAGAUCAGAAAUGAACUCUCGACGGUUCUCAAUGGAAAUCCAGUCAUGGAAUCAAAUCUGCAUCAACUACCAUAUUUACAAGCUACUGUAAAAGAGACACUAAGGUUGCACACCCCAAUUCCCCUGCUGGUUCCCCAUAUGAACCUUGAAGAAGCAAAACUGGGAGGUUUCACCAUUCCUAAGGAAUCUAAAGUUGUAGUCAAUGCAUGGUGGCUAGCCAACAACCCCAAAUGGUGGAAAAAUCCUGAGGAAUUUCGCCCAGAAAGAUUCUUGGAAGAAGAAUCUGCAACGGAUGCUGUUGCUGGUGGGAAAGUGGAUUACAGAUUCUUACCCUUUGGUGUGGGUAGGCGUAGCUGCCCGGGAAUCAUACUGGCAUUACCAAUUCUGGGGAUUGUGAUCGCAAAAUUGGUAUCCAAUUUUGAGAUGAAAACUCCACCAGAGAUGGAGAAGAUUGAUGUGAGUGAGAAAGGAGGACAGUUCAGCUUACACAUUGCAAACCAUUCAACCGUGGUCUUCAAUCCAAUCAAGGCAUGACUUCAGAUGCAAAAAAACGUUAGCUCUAUAUUUACAUAUAUAUUUUAGAAUUUGUACUUUACAGAUAUUUUUUCAUGUUUAUGGUUCAUCAAAAGCUAUUGAAUAAAAUAAGAGUUGGAGAAGAAAAGAUUAACAUUA
Messenger RNA from Pistacia vera, 1801 nucleotides. RefSeq names its product cytochrome P450 CYP73A100-like. Gene Ontology annotation, molecular function: monooxygenase activity; oxidoreductase activity, acting on paired donors, with incorporation or reduction of molecular oxygen; heme binding. The transcript has 2 exons. The coding region runs from base 98 to 1663 and encodes 521 amino acids. Lineage: Eukaryota; Viridiplantae; Streptophyta; Magnoliopsida; Sapindales; Anacardiaceae. The record is from RefSeq and is a predicted model, not a curated record.